Gordionus sp. m RMFG-2023 is the source of this 1994-nucleotide messenger RNA. Its product is annotated as hyaluronidase-like. Lineage: Eukaryota; Metazoa; Nematomorpha; Gordioida; Chordodea; Parachordodidae. The coding region runs from base 3 to 1844 and encodes 613 amino acids. Gene Ontology annotation, molecular function: hyalurononglucosaminidase activity. Gene Ontology annotation, biological process: hyaluronan catabolic process; carbohydrate metabolic process. The record is from RefSeq and is a predicted model, not a curated record. The transcript has 8 exons.
UAAUGAUUUUUUAUUUGAAAAUGUUUACCGUAUCGCUACCGCGUAAUAUAAUACGCUUCUUAUUUUAUACUUUGCCUCUGAUUGGCGGGAUUAAUAGUUGGCGCCCUUUCUAUUCCAAAACUAAUGAAGAAAUACUAGGACCCUUCAACGUUGUAAGAUCAGUCGCGACGCGGCGUGAUAGCGUGGAGUUAAGCGGAGAUAUUUAUUUUAACAAAUCUUCCAGUCGCGGCAAUUAUUUGAGAAUUCUCGGUGACACACAAAAACGGCAUUCCAUUCCUUUUACCGCGAAAUACGAUAAUCGUGGGAAUUACGACGACAAAAUUUUGUUGAUAGCGGAAGAGGAUAUCGGUUCGCGGGCGCGCGAUAGUCGGAUUAGAAAUAUAUUGAGCGAAUUUAAGCUGGCGGUGGAUAUCCAAAAUUUAGCAAAACCUGACGACAGUAUUUUACCAUCCGUAAUCACGCAACACGUUAAUCCGGUAGAUUUGAACGACGUCUUAGAGAAAUCCGAUAAACCUAUCAGAUCGAUCUCUAAAAGGGACACCAGACAGCUAAAAGAAGAGAAUUAUAACACGGGAUUCAACACCUUCUGGAACAUUCCUACUAACUUGUGCAGGGAGAAGAUGGGCAUCGAGUUACCACUUUCAUCCUACGGAAUCAUAGCGAACGAGGAACAAAAGUUUUUCGGCUCCAAAAUAAAUAUAUUUUACCUCAACAACGGUCUUUGGCCCCAUUACGAGGAAGGGGAUCCUUCUAGCAAAAUAGCACCAAAUAUAUUGUUUCUAAACGAGCUUAAUAACCAGGAAUCACAUCUUUUGGAGAUCAAUCAUGGCAUUCCUCAAAUAGGAAAUCUUGAUAACCAUUUGUCCUUAUUUAGGAAAAGCGUAGAAAAUAUAAUACCAGACCCUAAUUAUGAUGGAUUGGCCGUCAUCGAUUUCGAGGAAUACCAGCCAAGUCUCAAGGUCACAGAGGGCAAGUUCAGGGAUGUUUACAAGCAAAAAUCGUAUGAAUACGCCUUGCAAAGGUUUCCAGGUAGGGAGAAUGACCCGGAGCUUAAAGAGAUUUCCGAAAAUCUUUUCAACUCGGCUGCUAGAUUAUUCUUUGAGUCUACACUCAAAUUGGGGAUUCAGAUGAGACCGAACGCUAAAUGGGGUUAUUACGGAUUCCCUUAUUGCUAUAGAAUAGAAUUAGGCAUUUUAGAUUGUUCCGAACGCAUGUCCACCAUGAACAACGAAAAUAUGUGGUUAUACGAGGCAUCCACCGCUCUUUUCCCUUCCAUCUAUUUGUAUAAUAAACCCUUACCCGAACCCAUAGAUACUGGCAUUUGGAUACACAAAAUUUUUAGAGAAGUUAAUAGGCUGCGCAACAAAUUGAGGUACAAACAUUUGCCAACUUUCCCUUAUUUCCGGUUCGAAUACCCGGCAGAAGAGGGAGAAAGAUACGAAAAAUAUCUCCAAGUGAAGGAUUUAAAGUUUUCCUACAAACAGGCACUGGAAAUGGGGAUGAAUGGAAUGAUUAUAUGGGCAUCCUCGCAAAGAUUGGUCGAUAAAUGUCUAAACAUCAGUCAAUACCUGAAAAAUUAUUUAGGUCCUAUAUCAAAUAUGAGCAAAGUAUUCGCGGAAGUUUGUAGAAACACGAUUUGCCGAAAAAACCCUCUCCAGUCCCCCAUGUUUGGAAAUUACGCCACACGGUCGCUCAAUAAUCAGGCUAACGAGGACAGGUGCGUCAAAAUCGAUUCAGAAAAUAUGGAAUAUAUUUAUAAUAUUCUGAAAACCUCACACUACCUAGAUUCAUAUCCCGAGCGUUAUGAAGACAUCGAGAGUCAGUACAGAUGCGUGAGGGUUUGAGAAGAUUUUAAGCGUUUUUUAAGACAAAAAUUUUAAAAUAAAAAAUAUCUCAUUCCAGCAUAACACAGUAUACAGUAUAGUUUUCUAGUCGUAAUAUUUUUACAAAAAAAAAAAUUAUUUUUGGUUUUAUACAAAGAAUUUAUAUUGUGU